Molecule: messenger RNA, 766 nt
Organism: Kockovaella imperatae
Lineage: Eukaryota; Fungi; Basidiomycota; Tremellomycetes; Tremellales; Cuniculitremaceae
Product: anaphase-promoting complex, subunit 10-domain-containing protein
Exons: 7
Coding region: 56-700 (214 amino acids)
Biological process (GO): anaphase-promoting complex-dependent catabolic process; protein K11-linked ubiquitination
Cellular component (GO): anaphase-promoting complex
Source: RefSeq, a predicted model, not a curated record
UGUAUCGUUAGUGACAAUACCAUCAGCUUCCACGAAAGUCUGAGUUCUCAUCGCCAUGGAAGAUGUGACGUUUGAGUCCACGAGCACUGACGUGGAGAGACCCGAGCUUGGUCACUUGCCUACCUGGAGCGUUUCGACACAUAAGUAUGGCUUUGGCGUGGACAACCUCAGGGAUGGGAACGAUAACACGUUCUGGCAAUCAGAAGGACCCCAGCCACAUACCAUCGACCUGUCAUUUCCUAAACGAGUCUUCAUCUCAGCCAUAUCACUUCAUACAUCCCAUCCGCGAGAUGACUCGUAUACUCCAUCCAAAAUAUCUAUCAAGGCAGGCACCAGCAUCCACGAUCUACAGGAGGUCCGCUUCUGCGAAUUCUCCAAGCCCAAUGGAUGGAUGCAUAUCCCUCUGAGACCGAUGGAUUCCUCAUCAGAAGGCCAAGAGAUCGACGGCCCGCCGAUACCCGCUCAUCACCUUCGUAUCUUGAUACUCGCAAACCAUUUGAAUGGCAAGGAUACCCACGUCAGAGGUCUGAAGGUCUUCGGGUCGCCAGUUCAAGCGAAUGCCCCGUCGUCUCUCGAUGCUAGCGAGGCUAAUACUCCUACAAGAGCUACUGCGGCCGGAAAGCGGUUACUCGAACUGGGGCACGAUGGACUGUCAGACUUCACAUCGCAGCAAUUCAAGAUGCACGAGUUUAUUCGGUGACUGGGCACGGCCAGAUCCAAUCUGCAAGAUAUGUUGUUGUUGUAUGCAUUUAAGGAUACAAGCCAU